Messenger RNA from Austrofundulus limnaeus, 4253 nucleotides. RefSeq names its product glutamate receptor, metabotropic 2b (gene grm2b). Gene Ontology annotation, cellular component: membrane. The coding region runs from base 1017 to 3695 and encodes 892 amino acids. NCBI's taxonomy places the organism in Eukaryota, Metazoa, Chordata, Actinopteri, Cyprinodontiformes, Rivulidae. Gene Ontology annotation, molecular function: G protein-coupled receptor activity. The record is from RefSeq and is a predicted model, not a curated record. Gene Ontology annotation, biological process: G protein-coupled receptor signaling pathway. The transcript has 7 exons.
GAGAUGGAGGUGAAAGAGGAGCCGGCCAGCCUCCACAGCGUGCCAGCCACAAACAAAAAGUAGAUUUUUGUUUGUUUGUUUUGUUUGUUUCAUUUUCUCACCAGCCUAAAAUUAGCUUUAGUUUAUUCUAAUAACAAAAUCCAAGUGCAGCUCUGAGGGGAUGCCAUCCAUGCGUCCAAAUUAAAUCUGUUUUUUUUUUUUAUGUUUUACUCGUGCUAUCGCAGCGAUUUUUUUAAAAUGUGUGCAUUCUGGAUGUGAUUUUUAUUCUGUUGGAACAAACAAAGCCUCUCCAGGUUUGUGAGAGCAGCGCGUCAUUCUUUCAGUGGAGGAGCAGAGAAAAGGGGGGGCUGCGUGUUUGUCAUCCGGAGGAGCCGCGGCAGGAUUCCUCAGCAGCUCCUUCUGCGGUUUUUUCUUUUUUUGUUGUUGUUUGAAAGAACUGAUGAACUUCUAGACGCAGCAAGAGGACUAAGAUCCACAUUUAUCUCCUGAUCACGAUUUGACUUAAAGUCUUUCCCAGUGGCAGGCAGGUGGAAUCCCCCAACCCCCACCCAUCGACCCCCUCUGUGCCGUUGCGCGUAUCGUGACCCGCGGGUUCUUUUGGCUGCUGAGAGGGAACUGGGCUCAAGUUAGAAGAGGAGGAGGAGGAGGAGGAGGAGGGCACCGAACGAGAAGGAGGUGAGAGGAACACUUCAGAACCAAGGACAGAUCCAGAACAGCUGGCUGCUCAAACAUGCUCAAAGUGAACAUCUGCGCCCCUCGUGCAGCUCUCCUCGCGGGUUUCUGUGGGUGCCACUGAUCCGCAGCCUCGUGCGCACAAGAUCUGCGGGAAGCUUCGCUUUUUGUUGUUGUUUUUGUUGAAAAGAUCCAGCCUGCCUCCCUGAUCCAGACAUCACAACUCCUGGAUUUACCAGACAUGCUGUACUCAUUAGGUGAAGAUUUGAAAGUAAUCUGCCUUCAGACUCUGUAAAGCUCCACUCGUUUCUCCUUCAACCAGCUAAGUCUUCCAACCUGACAGGAUGCAGCAAGCGCUGCUCGGCACCAAGUGGUGGGGUGGUUCUGCCCUUUACUGGCCUCUCCACAUGUUCCUGCUGGAGAUGCUGACACCAGGAGUCCUGCCCAGCAUCUCCAGAUUACCACCCUCAGCCAAGCGGGAGAUCAUCAUCGAUGGGGACUUGGUGAUCGGAGGCUUGUUCCCCGUGCAUGAAAAAGGCGACGGGACGGAGGACUGUGGGAAGAUCAACGAGGAGAGAGGGAUCCAGAGGCUGGAGGCCAUGCUGCUGGCCCUCGAUGAGAUCAACUCCAGCGACCGCAUCCUUCCUGGACUGGAGCUGGGCGCCCACAUCCUGGACACCUGCUCCAAGGACACGUAUGCUCUGGAGCAGUCUCUAGAUUUCGUCAGGGCCUCCCUCACCAAGGUGCACGACCCAGGCUUCAUCUGCCCUGACGGCUCCAGACCCAUCCAAAACGAGGUGCCGCUGGCCAUUUCUGGAGUUAUUGGAGGGUCCUACAGUGACGUCUCAAUUCAGGUGGCCAACCUCCUGCGUUUGUUCCAAAUACCUCAGAUCAGCUAUGCCUCCACCAGUGCAAAGCUCAGUGACAAAACCCGCUAUGACUAUUUUGCCCGAACCGUUCCGCCAGACUUCUACCAGGCCAAGGCCAUGGCCGAGAUCCUGCACUACUUCAACUGGACUUACGUGUCAACAGUAGCGUCAGAAGGUGACUACGGUGAGACGGGCAUCGAUGCCUUCCAGCAGGAGGCCCGAAGUCGUCAGAUCUGCAUUGCAACUUCAGCUAAAGUGAGCCGCUCCAUGAAUCGCCAGAGCUAUGAGAACGUGAUCCGCUCUCUGCAGCAAAAGUCCAACGCCAAGGUGGUCAUCCUGUUCACCCGCAGCGAGGACGCCCGUGAGCUGCUGGUUGCUGCAGCUCGAAUGAAUGUCAGCUUCAUCUGGGUGGCCAGCGACGGAUGGGGGGCACAGGAGAGUGUGGUGAGGGGCAGCGAGACUGCAGCCGACGGGGCCUUUACCAUUGAGCUGGCCUCCUAUCGAAUCAGAGAGUUCGAAGAUUAUUUUACCAAGCUGAACCCAUACACCAACACAAGGAACCCAUGGUUUAAGGAGUUCUGGGAACACCGAUUUAGCUGCAGCCUUCAAGAGCCCAGCUGCAGCGAGCACAGCUUACGAGAUGGGACUUUUGAACAGGAGUCCAAGAUCAUGUUUGUGGUGAAUGCGGUCUACGCCAUGGCUUACGCUCUGCACAACAUGAGGCAGGCAGUUUGCUCCAACGCAUCCAAGGUCUGCGAUGCCAUGAAACCAGGCAAUGGCAAACGAUUCUACAAGGAGUUCAUUUUAAAGACCAAGUUUGAAGCUCCUUUCAGACCUGUCGACACAGAGAGCAUGGUACGUUUCGACUCUGUAGGAGACAGCAUCAGCCGUUACAACAUCUUUCAUUACCACAAGGAAGAGGGCAAGUUUACCUACAAGAAGGUCGGCUACUGGGACCAGAUACUGACCCUGAACACAUCCAUGGUACCCUGGCGUGGCACCGUCCCUCCUACCUCUCAGUGUAGUGACCCCUGUAGGAAGAAUGAGAUAAAGAGCAUGCAGCCUGGAGAUGUGUGCUGUUGGAUCUGUAUUCCAUGUCAACCUUACCAGUACCUGCAGGAUGAGUUCACCUGUGCUGACUGCAGCUUUGGUCAGUGGCCUCUGGCUAACUUGACUGGCUGUUACGAUCUGCCUGAGGAAUAUAUCCGCUGGGAGGAUGCCUGGGCUAUUGGGCCUGUUACCAUCUCUAUUCUUGGCAUAUUGUGCACCCUGACCAUCGUGGGUGUGUUCUUGAAGCACAAUGAAACACCUGUGGUCAAAGCGAGUGGACGUGAGCUCUCCUACAUCCUGCUGAUGGGAGUGCUGAUGUGCUACAGCAUCACCUUCAUCUACAUCGCCAAGCCUUCCACGGCUGUCUGCACGCUUCGCAGACUGGGCCUGGGCACCUCGUUCGCAGUGUGUUACUCCGCGCUACUAACCAAGACCAACCGCAUUGCUCGGAUCUUCAGCGGAGUGAAGGAUGGAGCCCAGCGGCCACGCUUCAUCAGCCCGGCCUCCCAGUUAGCAAUAUGCGGUGCUCUGAUCUCCUGCCAGCUGCUGGUGGCCAUUAUCUGGCUGUUGGUGGAGGUGCCCGGGGUUCGGAAGGAGGUGACCCCAGAAAGGAGGAAUGUGGUCACCCUCAAGUGCAACAGCAGGGACACCAGUAUGCUCGUGUCUCUCACCUACAACUGCAUCCUCAUAAUCCUCUGCACGGUCUACGCKUUCAAGACCAGAAAGUGUCCCGAAAACUUCAAUGAGGCCAAGUUCAUUGGUUUUACGAUGUACACCACCUGCAUCAUCUGGCUCGCCUUCCAGCCCAUUUUCUACGUCACGGCCAGUGACUACAGGGUUCAGACCACCACCAUGUGCAUCUCUGUCAGUCUGAGUGGUUCUGUGGUUCUCGGCUGCCUGUUUGCCCCCAAAAUCCACAUCAUCCUGUUCCAACCCCAGAAAAACGUGGCCUCACUCAGAGUCACAGCAAGCCGCUUCAGCGCCACAGUUUCUACGUCUGCUUCUGCUCCCAGCUCCAGCUACUCUAAAGGAUCAGCCUCUAACUACGUGCCAGCAGUGUGUAACGGCCGCGAGGUGGUGGACUCCACAACAUCCUCUUUGUGAGAUAAAAAAAAAGUUCCUCUCUAAGCACAACAUCGGUCAUCUUUCCAUCAAACAGGACCCUGAGUGAUGGACCGACCUCCCCCAACAUCAUCUCACAUGUUGCAGCGAUAACUGUCAGGGGAAAGUGACCGGCGGCAGCGAACAUAACUAACUGUGAAAAUUAAUUGAUGUUCCUACAUCCAGCAGUAUGUAUCAACUGUAAAGCCUUUUUUGUAUAGAUUUUAAAUGCUGUGAUCUCCUUGGUUUACAGAUAGAUGUGAUUACUUGCUCCGUGCCUUGUCCUAAAGAGUCUCAUCGUCAAAUGGGUGGUAAUAGUGUAAUACAAAAAGGCUGUUUUUUUCCUUUCGUCAUAACAGUGCUGUGAAUAUAUCCUGAUGUUAUAAACUUGCUAAAAAUGCUAUGAAAUAAGUAACAUUACUGUUAAAAUGUGAUUAAUUACAAGGAAUGAAUAAAACUAGGCAACUAGACACUAUAAAGUAUGUGUUACUGUAGACUAGUGUGUUUUUCUUGUAAUUUAUGUAAAUAAGAUGUUUUCUAAUUAAAAACACUCAGUUCUAA